This is a messenger RNA of Metschnikowia bicuspidata var. bicuspidata NRRL YB-4993, 1194 nucleotides long. It is a transcript of the gene POL32, whose product is annotated as DNA polymerase delta subunit. The transcript has 2 exons. The record is from RefSeq and is a predicted model, not a curated record. Lineage: Eukaryota; Fungi; Ascomycota; Pichiomycetes; Serinales; Metschnikowiaceae. Bases 1 to 1194 code for a protein of 397 amino acids.
AUGGAUAUCGCCAAAGAACACGUUGAGUACAUCUCUAGUGCACUCAAAAGCCAUGUUGUUACGUAUCACACAGCCGCACGUGACUUGGGCAUCCACGUGUCCAAAUCUAAAGCCAUGCUUCUGAACUACUACCAGGCCAACAAGACGCGUGUCGCUGCGUCUUUCGUCGCUACCGGGACGCGUCUUGGAAAUCUUGCAGUACGUGUGUUUGAGAGCGAGGCUGAUCUUACAGAAAACUGUGACAGUUUUUUCGAUUCGGUGAACACCGUGCAUGUAUAUAGCUUGCUGGCAAACACCAACUCUUUCACUCUGGUGGCUAUUGCCAUGGAAGAGAGGAUACAUUGCACGAAUCUUGAAGCGUUGGACACUUACUGGGACUUGGGGCUCAUACAAGGACCUACCCUCGAAAGAUGUCUGAAGGCAAGAGCGGCACCAAGCACCAUUCCCAAGUCGCAUGCCACGGCCCAGCUGAGGCCUACUGAAUCUGAAGAGACAAAAUCACAAUCCACGCCAACAGAUGAGACAGAAAAGCCGAAACCGAAGUUGGUCUACCAGUCUCGCAAGCAGCAACCCAAAUCGUCGUUGCUUUCGUCUUAUGUAUCACGGAAGAGCGAGAAAAACAGUACCACUGGAAAAGCCCUGGGAGCUCCGAAAAGGGCUUUGCUGGACAGACCGCUGUAUGAGUAUAAAUCUAGAAAAUUGGAGCAACUGCAGCCCAAAGAGAGAGUUGUGGUGUCCACCGAGGGCGACGAAAACGAGGUUGCAGAUGAGCUCAUGGAAGACGCGCCACCGCUGACAAAACCAACGGUGACCGAGAGCGAGCUUCACAAAAUGUUUCUCGACGAUUUCACAGACGAUGAGAAAGUGGACGGGGCCCUGGAGAUGGAAGUUGAUCAGCCAAUUGUGGUUGAGAACACCGAGAAUGAGCAAAGCGAUGCACCCAUGGAAGAACCUGCAGAGCCGGAGAUACCGCAAGCGCUGCUGCUACCCAAGAAUGAUAUCUGGAAAUCGAUGUCAUCCGCUUCCCCGGUCCCAGACUCUUCCACCGCAAAACCUGCCAGUCCAGCUCCUGAAACGACCGUGGACGAUGAUGGAUAUUUCACCCUGUACAAGCAAAGUGAACCCAAACCUGCACCGAAGACUGACGGGAAGAAGAAGCAAGCCUCUGUUAUGAGUUUCUUCCUGAAGAGAUGA